Molecule: messenger RNA, 609 nt
Organism: Gongylonema pulchrum
Lineage: Eukaryota; Metazoa; Nematoda; Chromadorea; Rhabditida; Gongylonematidae
Source: the annotation of a GenBank genome assembly
AUGGCUGCUCGGCGAACUGUUACUGUUCUGCUUCGAUCUGCGCGAACUUUGCGCGUACGCCCAUUGUCGUAUGCUAUAAUUGCUACUCCUUCAAACACACGUUUCUUCUGCGCCACAGCUGGUGCGGCUGGCAAGCCAUCUGCCAGUGCGGAACGUUUGGAAUUUCAAGCAGAAACAAAAAAUCUACUGGAUAUUGUUGCAAAAUCGCUAUAUUCUGAUCAGGAGGUAUUUAUCCGAGAGCUGGUUUCGAAUGCAAGUGACGCGUUGGAGAAAAGACGAUGCAAGCAUUUGGCGUCCGGUGAGGAUACGAAUAUCCCGUACGAAAUCAAAAUAACAACAGAUGAAAAUGCACGGCUAAUUGUCUUCGAAGACAAUGGAAUUGGAAUGGACCGGCAGGAUUUGGUAAAUUGCCUUGGUACAAUUGCUAAGUCAGGUUCCAAGGAAUUUGUUGCCGAGCAAUCAUCGCAAGGCGUUGCAUCUUCCGCGGAAAGCAUAAUCGGGCAAUUUGGUGUCGGUUUUUACUCGGCAUUCAUGGUAGCAGGUGAGGUUGUUGUGAAAACACGAAAAGAAGGCAGCGACACUGGAUACAUUUGGAGAUGGAACGGGUAA